Messenger RNA from Coregonus sp. 'balchen', 16092 nucleotides. The record is from the annotation of a GenBank genome assembly. NCBI's taxonomy places the organism in Eukaryota, Metazoa, Chordata, Actinopteri, Salmoniformes, Salmonidae.
AUGGUAACCAUGGUAAUACAACGGCCUAGAAUUGAGGCUGAUGGUCACGUGAUAUCACAAGAUGGCGAGUUCGUUAUGAAUACGGCGAUGUGGUGUGAGUACAAUGUGUUGGGCUCAACUAUAUUAGCUAUGAGCAUGCAUAUGCAACCGGAUAUAUUACAUCUUGACUUUAUCCUCAUUGUAGAUAAAUGCAUGUUUGCAUCUACGCCUGUUCCCAUUUGGAUUUGUUUAUUUUUGUCAUGAAGUCGACGGCACUACUAGUUGUGACUCACAGUGAGCAAACGCGUUAACGUUAUGUGGCUAACGCUAGCAAGCGAGCAAGCCUGGACUGACUGUUAUUGUACUAGAAGCGUUUUGAUACAGUUUUGAACAUGUUUCCUAGUUGCUGAAUAUUUUCUCGCUAACUAAUAUUUGUUCACUAUAUGUCCCUUAUCAGCUUUCUAACGGCGGUGGAAGUUGUCAGCUAUUUCGCAUCAGUUAACGCACCAAGAAUGGCUCUAAAUGUAUUUGGUAAGUUAACUAGCUAGCUAGCUAACUGUUCGCCUCUGCCAGUUUGAUACCUCGCUAGUUCCAAUACGACCUCAAACGUCAGCUUCCCAGUAAUGCAUGUGACAGAUAUGCAGAUGUUAUGCUAUAGAACUGUUGUCAGUGUUUGGCCAUCUAGCUACCUUUUUUGGCCUUGUCGGGAGGCCUGUAGAGUUCUUUCGCGUUGGAUGAAAACACCGUAUUUUGUGUCAUAGCAGAUUUGUAGAUACAAUGUUGGCUAACUAACAGUUUAGUCAUUAUCAACGUUCACGAAUUAUAGCCUUUUAGGCCAUGUUUAAACCCCUUGAUCACCAGAGGGCAUCACAAGAUGGUGAAUGACAAACUUUGUCAGCUUGUCUGUGAUGAUUGGCAAAGUUGCCUUUUCAAGAGGUGUAAUAGUAGAAACAAAAAACAUUGGCAAUUUAGCAACAAUGAUAGGGGGGAUGGUAUACAGUUUAGGGUUAGGCAUCGACAUGUCUGUCACUUUUGGUCCAUCUAGGAGAGGGAGAGAAAAUACGUAACAGUUAGGGGGCAGGAAAUGUGGUGCUUUUCAAGUUUAAGAUAGAGCUGAUAUCCAGGCUGUGGGGGAUGAGACGGGAAGCUCUGUGCUUCUGACAGAUAUCCAGUGUAUUCUGUCAGAACACACAUGCCAUAGUCCUUUCAGGAUGUGGGGUGUGGUUGAAAGCAGUCUGUAGUGCAGUAGCUAUUUGAAGGUCAGAACAUCCUUGUAGUAGCCUAAUUGAAAUAUUUGUAAGUAGUAGCUCUCUUAAAAGGUAUCCUACUAACCAUUUACACACAAUGGUGUCGACCCAAACUGCAUGUGCUACAGUAGUGGUACGGUUCAGUAUAGAACAGUGGUCAUUUGUUGUAAGGAUAUGUUGCUAUGAGCGGAGACAGAGCGACCAUACUAACGAUGGCGGACGUGUUAGAAGAGUUUAGUGUUCUGCCUCCUUUUUAUGUUUAUGCUUCCUACACUGCUACGUGGCUGAAGCAUGAAAGGAGAUCAUAACUGUCUCUUGAACUCUGCUCUACGAGUGAAAUGACUUAAAAAUAAUAAUAAAUGGUACAUUACUGCCGGUCCACCACCAACAUGGAUGGAUGUGCGAACUCCCUGGCCCAGAUACCACAUCUUGGGGCCAGCUGCACCUCUUGUUUUAGCGAGCUGAGCUGCGUAAUGUGAAAAGUAAAUUCCAAGCCCCCAUAAAACAGUUUGGCUUGGCACCAUAAUGUAUACAUUUUUAAUGUAUGCAUGCACUUACUUCUCAAGUACAAUAAGCCUAAGCUUAUCUUGGCCAGGUCGCAGUUGUAAAUGAGAACUUGUUCUCAACUGGCUUACCUGGUUAAAUAAAGGUAAAAAAAGAAAAAAAAAGAAGCUAAUAUCAAUGUUAGAUUUAUUGUGAAUUUGCAUAAAAUGCUAAUAGCCUACUGCAUUAGUUUGGUAUUGUUGAUUAGGCUAGUCUCAUAGUAACUUGCGUCUAGCCUAAAAUGAGUAGCCUAUAUUAUUCUCGAAGGCAAUUCAGAUGUGUUGACGGCCCGCUAGUGUAAUACAUUUUUUUGUCAAAAUAUCUUGUCUGUUACUGAAUCUGUUUACUUGCUGUAGAUGUAGCAAAUCAAAUUAUGCAGGGUGGCUUAAUCAACACACUUUAAGUGUAGUGUGAUACAAUGACCACCUGGUUUCACUGUAAAUCAGGAAACAAAGAUUUUUGGUAGUCUGUCAAUGUUGAGGUUUAUUAAGACUUGAUAUUAUGUUCUUCUUUCCUCAGACCAUGAUGAAUACAGGCCGCCAGUGUGGAAAUCUUACCGUGAGUAUAAAUGUAUUCUAAUGAUGAAAAUAUUGUAUCAUGUAAUCAUGAUGUUUUACUGACUGUGUUCUGUUUUCGCACCAGUGUAUCAGCUCCAGCAGGAGGCACCACAUCCACGGCGACUGACCUGCACCUGUGAGGUAAGCAAACAGACACAGAAUAGAGACAACUUGGCCACUUAAAAGAAUGUCUGCAGAUAUUCAUAACAUAUUCUCAACCUUACUAUAAUAGAUUAUUAAACAAAAUGUGUCUGAUAUGACCAUUUUAUAUCAACUGAAAACAAUUUACUGCAACACUUGAUGAACUGUGACAAUAUAGGUCUACGCAGGACACAUUUCUUCAUUGUGCUCGUGCAGCUUUUUAUACCGCACCCACCACUUCCUCCUGUUUUUUUGUCUGACUCCCGCCUGCUCCUGCAAGAACUGGUCCCACCCAACAACAGCACUCCCAAAAUGUUAUUGGGAGCCCUGGUUCCAUCAAUUUUGCCACCCUAAGCAAUAUCAAAAUGCACAAAAACAGCCAGAAAAAUAGGUUAAAUUAUCAGAUAUUCUCACAUGGCCCGUUUUUUAUAUUAGACUAUCGCUAGGCUAUUAUUCGGCUACAUAUAAGCAAAUAGGCUAGAGGUAAUUUGAAAGAGAUCCAAAGUUAGAGCGAAAUAGAAUAUAGUGGGUAUUUGACUUGAGAUACGUUUUGCAUAAUUUUUAGGAGCGGGAUGAUUUUUCCGGCAGAGACAGAUAAAUGUGUUAUUUUCAGUCAAUGUAGUAAACUACACUCACCGGCCAGUUUACCAGGUACAUCCACCUAGUACUGGGUCAGAUCCCCGCCCCUUUGCCUCCAGAACAGCCUGAAUUCUUCGGAGCAUUCUACUAGUUGUCGGAAACAUUUCACAGAGAUGUUGGUCCAUGCUGACGCGAUGGCAUCACGCAGUUGCUGCAGAUUGGACGCCAGUACAUUCAUGCUGCGAACAACCUGUUCCAUCUCAAAGAUGCUGUAUUGGGUUGAGGUCUGGAGACUGCUCAGGCCACUCAAGUAAACUGAACUUGCUGUCAUGUUCCAGGCAAUGUUUUUCCACUCCUCAAUUGUCCAGUGUUGGUGAUCGCGUGCCCACUGGAGCUGCUUCUUCUUGUUUUUAGCUGAUAGGUGUGGAACCUGGUAUAGUCGUCUGCUGCAAUAGCCCAUCCAUUCUCCACACCAUUGUUGUACUGCGCCAUUAUUUGUCUGUUUGUGGCCCGCCUGUUAGCUUGCGUGAUUGUUGCCAUUCUCUCAUCAACAAGCUGUUUUCGCCCACAGGACUGCCACUGACUGGAUGUUUUUUGUUUGUCGCACCGUUCUCGGUAAACCCUAGAUCAGGGGUACUCAAGUACUAUUUGAGAAGGUCCGGUCACACACAUUUCCUAGGUUGCAAAGGUCCGGAUGGAUAAUGUGAUCUAUCGGCGUAGGAACAAACCCCCAUUUUACAACCCACGCCACCCCAAACUGUUCACACCACUCUUGCCCCUCUUGUUGACAGAGAUAAAAUGUAGCAAUUUUAAAGCUAGUUUCCCGCAAUUCUACACGGGGCAGAGAUUUUUUUGUGCUGUUUUUAAAGCUAAUUUCCUGCAAUUCUACCAUAUCUUGUGUGUGUUUAUAUGAUACCAGGGGUCGAAGCCCGGUCCGUAUUGACCCCGUUCUGGGUCCGGGUCCGCAGUUGAGUAUGGAGGCCCUAGAUAGACACUGUCAUGCUUGAAAAGCCCAGGAGGGCAGCAGUUUCUGAGAUACUGGAUGCCUGUCUGCCUGCUUUAUAUAGCAAGCCACGGCCACGUGACUCACUGUCUGUAGGAGCAAUCCAUUUUCGUGAACGGGGUGGUGUACCUAAUAAACUGGCUGGUGAGUGUAUUUACAUUUGUCAUUUAGCAUUUACAUUUUUGUCAUUUAGCAGACGCUCUUAUCCAGAGCGACUUACAGUUAGUGAAUACAUAUUUUUUUUUUUAUACUGGCCCCCCGUGGGAAUCGAACCCACAACCCUGGCGUUGCAAACACCAUGCUCUAUCAACUGAGCUACAUCCCUGCCAGCCAUUCCCUCCCCUACCCUGGAUGACGCUGGGCCAAUUGUGCGCCGCCCAUGAGUCUCCCGGUCGCGGCCGGCUGCGACAGAGCCUGGAUUCGAACCAGGAUCUCUAGUGGCACAGUUAGCACUGCGAUGUAGUGCCUUAGACCACUGCGCCACUCAGGAGACCUCUCUUAUCCAGAGCGACUUACAGUUUAUAGCUCAUAUUUAUGAAGUUUCGGAAUCCCAGAACUAAAAUCUUACAUAAUUGCAGCAGAUGCUCUGAAAUUUUCUAGGAGGAGAUUAGGGCUGGGCGUAUUUUAAGUUAUAUCGGUAUGGAUUCGCAUACCAGUAUAGAUUUUUACAAUACCGUCUAUAAUUGUAUUUUAAAGGUGCAAUAUGCAGAAAUCUCUCCACCAUUUGCUGGUUGCUAAAAUUCUAAUAGUUUGCCUAUUUUCAAUAUGUGUGACAAAACAAGCGGUCAUUGUGUAGACAAUCAUUGUACCAUCUAAACCGCUGUGAAAUACAGUAUAUUUUCCACAAACAAAAAUAUUGUGUUUUGAAGCUGGUGUACAAAACUGAAAGUAAAAGACACAAAAAUGAAACUUAAGAACGGAAGCAUAGAAAUAGUGCACAUUAAACAGAUCUACCGCUUCUUAGACUUGCUUUCAAUGAUAAUGAUAGAUCUAUAACUCACAUUUCUUUGUGAAUUUGUUUGGGUCGCCCAAAAAGUUACAUUGUAGCUUUAAGUGCUAAAUAAAUGAAAAGUUCUACAAAUGAUCUUACAUCACUGUCAGUUUUGUCCUAGUUUGGUUCAGUAUAAAACAAUAAAAAUGGAGAAAGCCCAUUAAAACCACUUUAUUUGUUGCCAUCCUACAGUCAUGCACUACUCAAAACAAUUUUAGAACUUUUAUUAUUCAGUCCACAAGAGAUUAGGAAGUUAAAGAGAAUUGACCUGUGCUUCUCCACCCAUACCUAUAGUCUAUUUAAUUGAGACCAUACACAGAGGCACACUUCAUCUCACACACCCAAUGUUGAGAGGAACUUGAAACAGCAAGAAGGAUGAGUGUGUGAAUAGUGCGACAGAAGCGCUUUUAAUUCAAUAGAUUGUUUUAAAAUAAUCUGCAGGACUAAACAAUAUUUAAUCCUGAUCUUGUCUUGACCACCGGCUCCCGCCCGCAGCAUUAAAUAUGCAGACCGCGCCACAAUGACCUCUAUGCAGCUCUUUACUGUACAACAGAUGUAGUACAAAACCCUAACUUCACAUUGCAUUUGGGACUUUUGAAUUUCAACCACAACACAAGCUGUUCCGCAGCAGUGACACUGUUCCGCAGGUGGUUCCCUGCCACCCUCUAGCAUAGAGAGCUCUGUAGGCUCCAUUAGACAGAGCACAUCAGCUCAUUCUGUCUCAUUUGCAGCACACCAUGCCUGCCCAUUUAUCAUCUGACCCCUACCACUCUCUACCUUCAGGGCUGACUGCUGAAAAGUGUCUGUUUCCUCUAAAACAGUGGUCACCAACCGGUCGAGCACGAUCCACUGGUCGAUCUCCAAGGCAUUCCUAGUCGAUCACCAAACAUUUCUGUAAAAAACCCAACGAUCAGGUCUUGCAUUCCAGUUUUUUAUUUAUUUGUUUUGCGCUGUUUGCGGUAGGUGCAAUUGAUUCAGUAGCCCUAGUGCCGGAAUGGCAAAGUGUUCCAUUUUUAACCAUUUCAUGUGUCUGAAAGUAGAACUCUGCCUACCUGACAGGCCCAGAGAGCAAAUCAAGUGCACCUAUAGGCCUACCGCUGGCCAAUCUGAUAGCUCAGAUGACCCUGUCAAGCCAGACUAUUAAAAGAAGCCUCAAUGCACAGCAAAGUUGAUGCUUUGAGAUUUAAAAACGUUUAAAACCAUGACUGGAGAGAGACUCAAAGAAUACAGCGACGAGCUCAUGUAUAAGUUGUUGCCAGAUCCAGUAAAAAAAAUAAGCAAAUUAUUAUGCUCACUUAGCUGUGGCUCACAAGUAGUACAACACAUGAUUUAUUACUGUGGUCUGAGAAUAACAACAUUGGCAGGGCAAUUCAAGCAUAGCCAAUAUGCCGUGAUAAUGUAUUGGGCCUAUAGCCUACUGCACAAACCGCAUUGCUACCGAACUGUUUUUAAUUGGUUAAUGUUAAAAAAAAGAAUCUGAGCGGUAGAUCUCGGCUUGCAUUUUGACUCAAAGUCAUCUUGACUCAGAAAAGGUGUGUGACCACUGCUCUUCAAAGAUGGGACAAAACCACAGAGGUGCUCUCAUUGUCUGUGCUUGUGAAGUGCUGAAUAAGUAACAGUAGCUGAGGUCUGUCUUUUGUGUCAGAAGCGGUGAUAAGCAGAAUUGGUUUCCUCUCUUAACCCACAGGGAAGUAAAGUUUUGUUGAAUACCUGCUUACGCUAGCUGUUGUACACAGAGAUGGAAUUACUCUCUUGAUGAGCCUACAUCUCUGUUCUUGUCACUUGGGUAUUGUCAUAGUUUUGAAGGAUUUCCAUACUUAGUGUGUUUCUCAAGGUAAAAAUGUGCCCUUCAAUUCACUAUUCAAAUAAGAAAAUGGCUUGUUAAAAAUAAAAUAAUGCGGUACAGAGCUCAAUUUGGCUCUAGCUCCGCAUUUUCUCAGGAUCAAGCAUAAAUUGGCUUUAAGUUCCACUUACACUAACACACACCGUUGUUUUCAGCUCUGUUUGUCUUGAAGACUUUGGCCUUUACUAUUAUUAGAAAAGGGAGCACAGAUGGGAUGAUUCUGAAUAAUUCAUUGCAUGUAUAUUAUUUGGAAUUGAAGGGGCUAAGUCACAGGCCAGUCUCUCAGUUACAGAAUUGUGCCAUGACCCUCUGUUGACAGUCUGAGGAGAUGGGGAGGCCAUUUGCAUGAAUUGUAUCUCAGAAGGCAGUUUUCUGGUGUUUGGAGUGGGGGUUAAUCAUAAAUAAUUCAGUCUGAACAGUAGCUUUAGAAUAUAAAGCUGAGAGAGCGUUGAUUUUAGGGGUUGCCAUUUUAUGUUUAGUCCACAAAUCUUUAGGCUAUUCCGUGGAGAUGAUGCCUUCUGCUGUCUGCUUUUUAACCUUAAUAAACCAAAAAUUCAUCAUAUUGGAUAAGGUUACAUAAGGAGAAAGCAGGCAAUUAAUAAGUAGAGCUUGGACAAUAAACCGAAAAUGAUUGACAUCAACCAUACUGAUCACUUAUCACAGGCAUUUUGUUUAUUACGAUAAGUAGCCUAUACUAGAGCAAUGUAAAGUUCGAAAUUAAAUACGUUUGCGAAUAUGGGUGAUUGUUAAUGGGACAAUUUAUGGUUACAAAUGGUAAUGUAUGUAUGUAUGUAUGUAAUAUAUAUACAGUGGGGAAAAAAGGAUUUAGUCAGCCACCAAUUGUGCAAGUUUUCCCACUUAAAAAGAUGAGAGAGGCCUGUAAUUUUUAUCAUAGGUACACGUCAACUAUGACAGACAAAAUGAGGAAAAAAAAUCCAGAAAAUCACAUUGUAGGAUUUUUAAUGAAUUUAUUUGCAAAUUAUGGUGGAAAAUAAGAAUUUGGUCAAUAACAAAAGUUUCUCAAUACUUUGUUAUAUACCCUUUGUUGGCAAUGACACAGGUCAAACAUUUUCUGUAAGUCUUCACAAGGUUUUCACACACUGUUGCUGGUAUUUUGGCCCAUUCCUCCAUGCAGAUCUCCUCUAGAGCAGUGAUGUUUUGGGGCUGUCGCUGGGCAACACAGACUUUCAACUCCCUCCAAAGAUUUUCUAUGGGGUUGAGAUCUGGAGACUGGCUAGGCCACUCCAGGACCUUGAAAUGCUUCUUACGAAGCCACUCCUUCGUUGCCCGGGCGGUGUGUUUGGGAUCAUUGUCAUGCUGAAAGACCCAGACACGUUUCAUCUUCAAUGCCCUUGCUGAUGGAAGGAGGUUUUCACUGAAAAUCUCACGAUACAUGGCCCAAUUCAUUCUUUCCUUUACACGGAUCAGUCGUCCUGGUCCCUUUGCAGAAAAACAGCCCCAAAGCAUGAUGUUUCCACCCCCAUGCUUCACAGUAGGUAUGGUGUUCUUUGAAUGCAACUCAGCAUUCUUUGUCCUCCAAACACGAUGAGUUGAGUUUUUACCAAAAAGUGAUAUUUUGGUUUCAUCUGACCAUAUGACAUUCUCCCAAUCCACUUCUGGAUCAUCCAAAUGCACUCUAGCAAACUUCAGACGGGCCUGGACAUGUACUGGCUUAAGCAGGGGGACACGACUGGCACUGCAGGAUUUGAGUCCCUGGCGGCGUAGUGUGUUACUGAUGGUAGGCUUUGUUACUUUGGUCCCAGCUCUCUGCAGGUCAUUCACUAGGUCCCCCUGUGUGGUUCUAGGACUUUUGCUCACCGUUCUUGUGAUCAUUUUGAUCCCACAGGGUGAGAUCUUGCGUGGAGUCCUAGAUCGAGGGAGAUUAUCAGUGGUCUUGUGUGUCUUCCAUUUCCUAAUAAUUGCUCCCACAGUUGAUUUCUUCAAACCAAGCUGCUUACCUAUUGCAGAUUCAGUCUUCCCAGCCUGGUGCAGGUCUACAAUGUUGUUUCUGGUGUCCUUUGACAGCUCUUUGGUCUUGGCCAUAGUGGAGUUUGGAGUGUGACUGUUUGAGGUUGUGGACAGGUGUCUUUUAUACUGAUAACAAGUUCAAACAGGUGCCAUUAAUACAGGUAACGAGUGGAGGACAGAGGAGCCUCUUAAAGAAGAAGUUACAGGUCUGUGAGAGCCAGACAUCUUGCUUGUUUGUAGGUGACCAAAUACUUAUUUUCCACCAUAAAUUCAUAAAAAAUCCUACAAUGUGAUUUUCUGGAUAUUUUUUUCUCAAUUUGUCUGUCAUAGUUGACGUGUACCUAUGAUGAAAAUUACAGGCCUCUCUCAUCUUUUUAAGUGGGAGAACUUGCACAAUUGGUGGCUGACUAAAUACUUUUUUUCCCCACUGUGUGUGUGUAUAUAUAUAUAUUACAUACACACACACACACACACACACACACACACACACACACACGCAGUACCAUUUGUAGCCAUAAAUUGUCCCAUGUCACCAUAUUAGCAAACUUAUUUAAUAUAGUACCAGUCAAAAGUUUGGACACACCUACUCAUUCAAGGGUUUUUCUUUAUUUUUACUACUUUCUACAUUGUCAAGUAAUAGUGAAGACAUCAGAACUAUGAAAAAACACAUGGAAUCAUGUAAUAACCAAAAAAAGUGUUAAACAAAUCAAAUAUAUAUUUUAAAUUUGAGAUUCUUCAAAGUAGCCACCGUUUGCCUUGAUGACAGCUUUGCACACUCUUGGCAUUUUCUCAACCAGCUUCAUGAGGUAGGAGUUCCCACCUAUGCUGAGCACUUGUUGGCUGCUUUUCCUUCACUCUGCGGUCCAACUAAUCCCAAACCAGUAGGUGUGUCCACAUUUCCAGUAGAUAUUUCUUGUAGGGUAGGCCUAGACAACUGCAAUGGAUUUUCUGUGAAGUUGACCACGAUGUUAGUGUUUGCAAGAUGUGUGUCCUGUCACAUUCCCAUAGAAACGGUUGAAACCCCUCAAACAGAUAUUUUUUUCACUUCAUAGCCAAUGGAAUAUCUAAAAGCAAAGGCUUGCACAAGUGUGAUAAGGGAUGCAAAAUGUGUUCUGUUCUAGCUGAAACACUGAGUAUUACAUUCCAGUUUGGCCAGAUGGACACCUGUGCCUGCUAGCAUUGUCUCUGACCAUGGUGCUUAUCCAGUGACCUUCCUCUGAAACACUAGAUGUUGGCAUUUUAUCCUAUUUAAGUUUGCUGUACACCUUCACAGUAAUAUAGUCGCGUAGCAUACGGUGGGUAAUUCUUUACUUUAUCCUCCAUGAUGUUGAAUAGUGCCCUACGGAAUGCAUCCCAGUGUUCUAGCUGAUGCAAGUAAAGUACUAUUGGAGUGACUUAGUUCUCCUCUGGUUGGCUAACCUUGACAAUCCGAAAAACUAGAUGUCUAUCUAUUUUUAUUGUUUUGCUUAUCAAUGGAAUAUUCUAUUUGCUUUCAGGUGGAUAACCGGCCCAAAUACUAUGGGAGAGAGUAAGUUUAGCUUAUUUCAAUUUAGAAUUUAUAUACAAAACUAGUCAUUGCUGUAGUUGUUUAUCCAGUCAGUAUCAGUAUUUUCAAUGUUCUGUCUUCUCCCCAGGUACCAUGGGAUGAUCUCCAGAGAGGAGGCUGACCAACUGCUGAGUGUGGCAGAGGGGAGUUACCUCAUCAGGGAGAGCCAGAGGCAGCCUGGGACCUACACACUGGCCCUACGGUUAGACACACACAAACACACCUUUUCCACAGAUAGACUUUCCAAACAGUGUGAUGCGUUACAUCUUUUGGUUAGUUUCAAUUAUUUUUAACACAUUUUUAUAGCUUUGUUAUUUAACCUCAAAAAGUCUAAGCCGUUUGGUGGGGGGGUUCUACUAAGCUAACAUAUGGAAUUGUUUUAAGAUAAUCAUACCAUGGAGCAUUUAGCUAUUUGAUUUGGAAUUGUUGGACCCCUUUAGGUACACUAUAUAUACAAAUGUAUGUGGACACCCCUUCAAAUUAGUGUAUUCGGCUAUUUCAGCCACACCUAUUGUUGACGGGUGUAUAAAAUCCAACACACAGCCAUGCAAUCUCCUUAGACAAACAUUGGCAGUAGAAUGGCCUUACUGAAGAGCUCAGUGACUUUUAAUGUGGCACCGUCAUAGGAUUCCACCGUUCCAACGAGUCAGUUCGCCAAAUUUCUGCCCUGCUAGAGCUGCCCCGGUAAUCUGUAAGUGCUGUUAUUGUGAAGUGGAAACGUCUAGGAGCAACAACGGCUCAGCCACGAAGUGGUAGGCCACACACGCUCACAGAAUGGGACCGGUGAGUGCUGAAGCGCGUAGCGCUUAAAAACCAUCUUUCUUCAGUUGCAACACUCACUACCGAGUUCCAAACUGCCUCUGGAAGCAACGUCAGCACAAGAACUGUUCGUCGGGAGCUUCAUGAAAUGGGCUUCCAUGGCCGAGCAACCCCACACAAGCCUAGGAUCACCAUGUGCAAUGCCAAGCGUAGGCUGGAGUGCUGUAAAGCUUGCCGCCAUUGGACUUUGGAGCAGUGGAAACACAUUCUCUGGAGUGAUGAAUCACGCUUCGACAUCUGGCAGUCUGAUGGACGAAUCUGUGUUUGGUGGAUGCCAGGAGAAUGCUACCCGAAUUCAUAGUGUCAACUGUAUAGUUUGGUGGUGGAGGAAUAAUGGUCUGGGGCUGUUUUUCAUGGUUUGGGCUAGGCCCCUUAGUUCCAUUGAAGGGAAAUCUUAACGCUACAGCAUACAAUGACAUUCUAGACGAUUCUGUGCUUCCAACUUUGUGAAAACAUUUUGGGGAAGGCCCUUUCCUGUUGCAACAUGACAAUGCCCCCGUGCACGAACCGAGGUCCAUACAGAAAUGGUUUGUCGAGAUCGGUGUGGAAGAACUUGACUGGCCUGCACAGAGCCCUGACCUCAAUCCCAUCGAACACCUUUGGGAUGAAUUGGAACUCCAGCUGCUAGCCAGGCCUAAUCGCCCAAAAUCAGUGUCCGACCUCACUAAUGCUGUUGUGGCUGAAUGGAAGCAAGCUCCCGCAGCAAUGUUCCAACAUCUAGUGGAAAGCAUUCCCAGAAGAGUGGAGGCUGUUAUAGCAGCAAAGGGGGGACCAACUCCAUAUUAAUACCCAUGAUUUUGGAAUGAGAUGUUCAACAGGCAUGUCCACAUACUUCUGGCCAUGUAGUGUAUUAAAAAAAAUAUUUAAAACAAUUAUUUGAUAAAAUAUUGAAUAGCCCAUAGAAAUGAAUUCAAUUUCGCAUUCAGUGACAAUGGCAAAAAAGACUGCUCAGACUGUUACUGGGCUCAUGUGAGUCUUGCACACAUACUCGUGCUCUGUCUCGCUCUUUCUCACACACCACCUACAUUUACAACCCAUAAACAGGAAAUUAAAACAACAUCAAACUCCAUAGAUGACUUUAAAGCGCUCCCACACAUUAACGUAAUGUUCUUAAUUUGGUCAUCAUUUUGGGAGGAAGAAUCUUUCAGUUUCUGUCCUUCACUGAUGUUAUGAAUCACCAGGAAAAUAAACAUUGAAUGAUGAUAUAGUGGAGUUUUCUAGUACAGAAUGCUCUAAAAAGUGUGUUCUUCUUCAUCUUGAAAGUUCAAAUGUAAUUCCAAUGAAGGAACAUGGGUUGUAUGAAUAGCAUGGAUAAGCUUCUCUCCGCUGUCAAGUGCUGUAUUGCUUAUGCAUUGAGGUCUGACUAAAUUGAAUUAUUUAUCCAGAUCACUUUCCUUCAAGCUGCUGUGACGGGAAUUUCGAUUUCUUGUAUUUGAGGUCAGCCAAGUUGUGCUUCAAGUGUCAAUCUGCCACUCUGCGCAUUGCUCCUCUUAUGUGUUUGCCUCUAUACCAUUUCUGCUCCGACUGUUCAGGUUCAGAUGAAGGAGUUUCAGCCACAAAAAACUUAGCCUAUAUUGUGCAAGUCAAACCUGGAAAAACCUGACAUGUUUCAGGCUGUCAUUGCUAACCUUUGUCUAGAAUGAAUGUUAGAGAAAUUGAGAUGAGUAUACAGUGGGGAAAAAAAGUAUUUAGUCAGCCACCAAUUGUGCAAGUUCUCCCACUUAAAAAGAUGAGAGAGGCCUGUAAUUUUCAUCAUAGGUACACGUCAACUAUGACAGACAAACUGAGAAAAAAAAAUCCAGAAAAUCACAUUGUAUGAUUUGUUAUGAAUUUAUUUGCAAAUUAUGGUGGAAAAUAAGUAUUUGGUCACCUACAAACAAGCAAGAUUUCUGGCUCUCACAGACCUGUAACUUCUUCUUUAAGAGGCUCCUCUGUCCUCCACUCGUUACCUGUAUUAAUGGCACCUGUUUGAACUUGUUAUCAGUAUAAAAAACACCUGUCCACAACCUCAAACAGUCACACUCCAAACUCCACUAUGGCCAAGACCAAAGAGCUGUCAAAGGACACCAGAAACAAAAUUGUAGACCUGCACCAGGCUGGGAAGACUGAAUCUGCAAUAGGUAAGCAGCUUGGUUUGAAGAAAUCAACUGUGGGAGCAAUUAUUAGGAAAUGGAAGACAUACAAGACCACUGAUAAUCUCCCUCGAUCUGGGGCUCUACGCAAGAUCUCACCCCGUGGGGUCAAAAUGAUCACAAGAACGGUGAGCAAAAAUCGCAGAACCACACGGGGGGACCUAGUGAAUGACCUGCAGAGAGCUGGGACCAAAGUAACAAAGCCUACCAUCAGUAACACACUAUACCGCCAGGGACUCAAAUCCUGCAGUGAAAGACGUGUCCCCCUGCUUAAGCCAGUACAUGUCCAGGCCCGUCUGAAGUUUGCUAGAGUGCAUUUGGAUGAUCCAGAAGAGGAUUGGGAGAAUGUCAUAUGGUCAGAUGAAACCAAAAUAUAACUUUUUUGGUAAAAACUCAACUCGUCGUGUUUGGAGGACAAAGAAUGCUGAGUUGCAUCCAAAGAACACCAUACCUACUGUGAAGCAUGGGGGUGGAAACAUCAUGCUUUGGGGCUGUUUUUCUGCAAAGGGACCAGGAUGACUGAUCCGUGUAAAGGAAAGAAUGAAUGGGGCCAUGUAUCGUGAGAUUUUGAGUGAAAACCUCCUUCCAUCAGCAAGGGCAUUGAAGAUGAAACGUGGCUGGGUCUUUCAGCAUGACAAUGAUCCCAAACACACCGCCCGGGCAACGAAGGAGUGGCUUCGUAAGAAGCAUUUCAAGGUCCUGGAGUGGCCUAGCCAGUCUCCAGAACUCAACCCCAUAGAAAAUCUUUGGAGGGAGUUGAAAGUCUGUGUUGCCCAGCGACAGCCCCAAAACAUCACUGCUCUAGAGGAGAUCUGCAUGGAGGAAUGGGCCAAAAUAACAGCAACAGUGUGUGAAAACCUUGUGAAGACUUACAGAAAACGUUUGACCUGUGUCAUUGCCAACAAAGGGUAUAUAACAAAGUAUUGAGAAACUUUUGUUAUUGACCAAAUACUUAUUUUCCACCAUAAUUUGCAAAUAAAUUCAUUAAAAAUCCUACAAUGUGAUUUUCUGGAUUUUUUUUUCUAAUUUUGUCUGUCGUAGUUGACGUGUACCUAUGAUGAAAAUUACAGGCCUCUCUCAUCUUUUUAAGUGGGAGAACUUGCACAAUUGGUGGCUGACUAAAUACUUUUUUUCCCCACUGUACCUUCCUCUGUCGCAGAUGUUAGCUUGGUAAAUAUAAUGCACAGUGUAUUCUCAGGUCUGGUCUCUGUCCUUGAAGCCAGUGAGAGUGCUGCCAAGUAUUUUUUGUUUUUUUCAUAAUCCCCCAGUCUGAGGCUUCUCCUCUGGGAUGACUGAGAUUCGGAGAUGGGGUAGUAGACCACGAGAGAGAUUGGGAAAGGUACGCCCCUCUCUGAAAAUACCUUUCUGUCCCAUAUCUCCUUUGGUCACGCUAAAGCAGAUCAGCAGAGGUGAUGAGUGUUUUCGGCUCUGAUUUUGUGUUUUUACAAACUAGGGCAGCGUUUGAAAUUCUCCUCACGUGAACAUGCAUUGUUUUCCAAACAAGCAAUGAGGUUUUGAAAUGCAAAUAAACCGCAUUGCUUCCCACUGGAUAUCUGCUUAAGUGUCUCACCCUCGCUGAUUCUCUGCUAUAAUUGCUUUCCAUAAAUAUAAUCACCUUCUGUGAAAGGGUGGAUGGUAAAUGGUGUCCCACAAUGGGCUGCCUUGGUUCUGAAUUUGGAAAGGUUGUACUUUGGGUUAGGUAAUGAACUUUGGGUCUGGUUAGUGUUGGAGUAAGGAUUCUUAGCUAGUUAGUUUAGAAUGUCUCCUGAGUUCUUUGUGCCGGUUUGUGUUUUUAUUUUUACCCUGGAGCACUUUCUUCUCUUCGCCAAGCAUCUCCCUUUAUUUCCCAUUGAUAGAUGAGGUUGAAAUAUUGGUCUCUGGCAUCUACCCAAUGAUGAAGAAUUCCUUGCAUUGUUCUGGCUCAUGUUGUGCACAGUGAUGAGAUUUGGUGUCCGUACACAGUGUAUUUGUUGGCUCUUGCAGCCUGCACAUCUGAGGCCUCUUUCCUGUUAGAUGAGGAUGUAAGAGUUUUAGCAUUCACUUGCUGUAUUGAUCAGCUCUAAUAAAGGUCUCCAUUAUUUAUAACCACUAAGUGCGGCAAAGAAAUUAUUUGAUCUAGCAGUCAUUACUGGAUAUAUAAACCUCUUAACGCUUUUGCAGGAAUUAUUUCAUUUGGUUUUCUACUGAUGUAGGGUACGAGGAAGCAGAGGCAGGCAAAUGGUAUUUUAUUCCUUUAGGGUCGGCUCUUCUCUGAUAGAUGUGUGUAUAAUCAUCCUAGGAUUUUCCUUUUUUCACCUAGCUGUACGGCCUCGUCUCCUUAUUCUCCCCGCCUGAGACAGGGUGUAAAAACACUCUCCUAACCAUAGAAACUGAUUCUCACUGAUUUUGUUCCCCUUUUCCUCUUUCCCCCCCUCUAUACUGGACGCAGCUUUGGAAAUCAAACCAGGAACUUCCGCCUCUACCAUGAUGGGAAACACUUUGUCGGGGAGAAGCGCUUUGAAUCCAUCCACGACCUUGUGACAGAUGGGCUGAUCACGCUCUACAUCGAGACCAAGGCAGCAGAGUACAUCGCUAAGAUGACCAUCAACCCAAUCUAUGAGCACAUUGGCUACACAACACUCAACAAGGAGCCCACGCUGAAGAAACACUUGCCCGUGUGCCAGGAGGUUCCCGAUGGGCCUGCGCCACAGGGAGAGCGGGGUGACAAGGAGGAAGGGGUAAGGAACACUCUCACACUGUCCUGA